Molecule: messenger RNA, 2631 nt
Organism: Chanos chanos (milkfish)
Lineage: Eukaryota; Metazoa; Chordata; Actinopteri; Gonorynchiformes; Chanidae
Gene: adam8a
Product: ADAM metallopeptidase domain 8a
Exons: 24
Coding region: 1-2631 (876 amino acids)
Biological process (GO): positive regulation of membrane protein ectodomain proteolysis; positive regulation of cellular extravasation; inflammatory response
Molecular function (GO): metalloendopeptidase activity; cell adhesion molecule binding
Source: RefSeq, a predicted model, not a curated record
AUGCCCACUGUCACGCUUGCGUCUGGAACCCACAUCCCCGCAAUGUUUUAUGCGGGGGGAAUUCCAACACUACCUCAUGUGAUGCGCCACGACGUGGUGCGACUUCAGAAACUGAAUGACCGCUUGAAAAGAAGCACUACCUCACCAAAGGCACAUCCUGAAAAGCUUGAAUAUGCCUUGUUUGUUGAGGAGAAGAAUUUAACCUUAUGCUUAGAGAGGAACAGGGGUCUGUUAGGGAGGCAGUAUACUUUGACCUACGACAUAGACAGUGAGACCCAGGUGACUGAGUCUCCAGAUUACCAGGACCAUUGUUAUUAUCAUGGACACAUCCGAGAUAUGAAGGACUCUGGAAUCAGCGUCAGUCUGUGCUCUGGAAUGCGAGGGAUUCUCAGGGCAGAGAAGAAAGUCUAUCUUAUUGAGCCUCUGGAGGGCUCUCUGGACGGGGACCACGCCAUUUACCAACCAGAACAUUUAAGGAGAAAGAGGACAGUGUCUGGUUACGGCAACGACAUAGUCUAUGACUUCAACCCCAAACUCGCUGCUCUGCUCAAACCCAGCACGAAAUAUCAGAUAGCGCCAGGAGCCCAGCGAGUCGUGGAGAUGGUUAUGGUGGUCGACAAGAAAGAGCAUCAGAGGCUUGGCAGUGUUAGGAAUGUGGAGACAAGAAUGCUCGAAAUUGCAAACCAUGUGGACAAGCUCUAUCGUCCUUUGAACUUUCGUGUUAUGCUGGUGGGUCUGGAGGUCUGGUCUCAGGGUGACCGCGUCCUCGUCAACUCUCAGCCCAACAUAACACUGGACAGAUUUCUGGACUGGCGUCAGAAUAACCUGCUCAAGAGGAAGAAACAUGACAAUGCCCAGUUUGUUACUGAUGUGGAUUUUGAGGGGUCUACUGUUGGCUUAGCCUCUAUGAAUUCAAUGUGUUCUGCCAGGUCUGGUGCAGUGAAUCAGGACCAUAAUCGAAAUCCUGUUGUUGUGGCUGUAACCAUUGCCCAUGAAAUGGGACACAACCUGGGCAUGUCACAUGACUCUGAGGACUGUGUCUGUCCGACGGCUCAGAGAAGCUGUGUCAUGGGAGAGAGCAUCAGCUUUGUCCACCCUGAGGCCUUCAGUAGCUGCAGUCAGAAAGCCUUAAAGAACUUUCUGGAAGAGUACAACGCUGUCUGUCUCCUGGACGUGCCCAGCACUGAUGAGCUUUAUGGGGGUCCAGUGUGUGGCAAUGCGUUUGUGGAGAAGGGAGAAGAGUGUGACUGUGGAACUGUGGAGGAAUGUACAAACCCCUGCUGUAAUGCGACCAGCUGUCGAUUGACUGAGGGCUCCCAGUGUGCACAUGGAGAGUGCUGUCAUGAGUGUCAGCUGAAGCAAACGGGGAGCCUGUGUCGAAAAAACGCCCAUGACUGUGAUUUGGCGGAGUUCUGCACCGGGGGCUCAGCACACUGUCCCCCUGACUCCUACAAGAUGAACGGACUGCCCUGCAAAUCCAACCAGGGCUACUGCUACAACGGCCAGUGUCCCACACACAAGGAACACUGCAGGACACUGUGGGGACCAGAUGCUGAGGUUGCCGAUGAAGCUUGUUUUGAUCAGAUAAACUGUGUGACACGUCAUUAUGCCAAGUGUGCUCCGCAGAAAUGUGGGAAAAUAUUUUGCUCUGGGGGGACUGAAUUUCCCAUCACCAGGGAGAAGAUAGUGCGUACCAUCACGCCGGGAGGUAAGACCUGUAACGUUGCCGUGGACUCCUCAGGGACAGGAGACCUGGGAAUGGUUCCUACAGGCACCAAAUGCGGCACAAACCAGGUGUGUUACAACAGCAUUUGCCAGGACCUUCAAAUUUAUGGAACCCAGAACUGCUCGGCAAAGUGUCACAGUCACGGGGUGUGCAAUCACAAGAGGCAGUGUCACUGUGAUCCAGGCUGGGCCCCCCCUCACUGCAGCGUAAGACUGUCUGACUCUCCCUCAGGUCAGAAUGCUGUGAUUGUUGGUGUAACAGUAGCCAUGUCCAUUCUGAUAUUACUUGUCCUUGUCAUCGGAGGGACAGUGUACUGCAGGAAGCGCAGGGGGACAUUACCUGCCAAAAGUUUUCAGGAGGUGCACUCCACUUCUGGUCAAUCCAAUCCAGCAUUUCAGUCAGGCAGCACAGUGGGCAGCCCUAGAUGCAGACCUGUAUCCAUCAGUAAACCCACGUUAGUGGAGUCAUCUGCCACCCAGGCCUGUCACUCUCUGAUAGUCGUGGCCGCUCCCAGCCGACCUGCACCACCUACUGUCAAGCCUUCCAUGUCUCCUCUGGCUACUGGGGGUAGAGUUCAUCAUCUGAAUCAGACUAAAUCUCUGAUUCAGCCCAGCAAACUACUUCCUCCCUCUCGACCUUUGCCACCAUUAACAUCCAAACCAGGACACAAGCCGCCAGUUCCUCCUCUGCCUCCAGCCAAGCCCAGAGGGCUUCAGUCAGCAUGGCCUCCAGUACGUCUGCCUCAGAGCAGCGUCAGGACAGAGGCCUGCACUGAAACCCCCUACACAGUCCAGAUAAUAGAGCCUGGGCCUCCUGAAUCACCGAGAGCCCAAAUCACUGAGAGCCUGAAUCACCGAGAGCCCGAAUCACUGAAAGCCCGAAUCACCGAGAGCCCGAAUCACUGA